AUGCCCGUGUUCUGCGGCCACCACUUAGAAGCAUCGUACAAGGUUCUUCUUGUUGCACUCGACCGUGUUUUCCGAUUCACGGCGCAGGACAUCAAGACCGUCAACGACGGCUUCAACGAUGUGGUUUCAACAGCUGCCCAAAAGGUCAACGCUUCAGACUGGAUGGACGAUGAGAGCAAGGCGCAAUUAACCGAGAAGAUCUUUGCUGUGAAGAAGUCACUCUGGCCCCCCGACGCUGUCGUGAAGGCUGACUUGCUCGAGCAGUUGUAUGGUGGGUUCCCCGAAAAUGCUACGAGUUUCGCUGCAUACUGGAUGGCGACGAAACAGGCCGCCAAGGGGUUGGUGAACGUGACUGGUCAAUACGAGGAGGCGAUGAGUCUGCCUAGGAACGGUAUGCCUGGCUACCUUGUAUACAGUUACGUCUCUAACACCAUGGAACUGGCAACUGCUGCCAUCGCGGCACCCAUGUACUAUCCGAACGGGACGAAGGCUAUGCUGUACGGUGGUCUCCUGUUCCUCAUAUCGACUUAUUUGGUUCGUGCAUUCGACAGAGAAGGCGUGAGGUGGAUGCCCAACGGAACAGAGGUCGGGAACAUCUUGUCCAAUGCGAGCCUUUUCGAAUAUCACAACAGAGAGCGAUGCCUGGAAGGCGAUAUAGAGCACAGCGUCUUCCCCGAAGUGCCUGCUGCCGACAUUGCCUACACCGCCAUGAAGAAGUCCCACGCUCGAGGCGGCAGCGUGCCCCUGGCUCUGCGUGCUGACCUCUCGGAGGACAAGGUCUUCUUCAUUACGUUGUGUUAUAUUUCGUGCGGCAUAUCUGGUGAAACGAGCUCGCGUAAGUUCGACUGUAACAAGUUGGCGAGGAAUUCCCGAGCGUUUGCUAAAGCUUUUCGCUGCCCUCUACGAUCCAAGCUGAACCCCGCCAAGAAAUGCCACUUUUUCAGGGAUGAAGACGUGGAUUAG
This is a messenger RNA of Dermacentor silvarum, 963 nucleotides long. RefSeq names its product endothelin-converting enzyme 2. NCBI's taxonomy places the organism in Eukaryota, Metazoa, Arthropoda, Arachnida, Ixodida, Ixodidae. The record is from RefSeq and is a predicted model, not a curated record. The transcript has a single exon. Gene Ontology annotation, cellular component: plasma membrane. Gene Ontology annotation, molecular function: metalloendopeptidase activity. The coding region runs from base 1 to 963 and encodes 320 amino acids. Gene Ontology annotation, biological process: protein processing.